Messenger RNA from Micropterus salmoides (largemouth bass), 5873 nucleotides. It is a transcript of the gene phka1a, whose product is annotated as phosphorylase kinase, alpha 1a (muscle). The coding region runs from base 209 to 3967 and encodes 1252 amino acids. Gene Ontology annotation, biological process: glycogen metabolic process. The transcript has 34 exons. The record is from RefSeq and is a predicted model, not a curated record. Gene Ontology annotation, molecular function: calmodulin binding. Gene Ontology annotation, cellular component: phosphorylase kinase complex. NCBI's taxonomy places the organism in Eukaryota, Metazoa, Chordata, Actinopteri, Centrarchiformes, Centrarchidae.
AGGUUACAGUCGCUCGCUCUUCUUGAGCUGUGUUUAAGACAGCCAGGCAGCUGCUUUUCUGGUCGCCUUGAACGCUGUCCUCCUUUUCGGCUUUUUGUACUUUUUGUACUAGAAGCGCCGAAGAAAUGACUUUCCUGUCGAUGAUUUAGCGAGUUUGUGUCCUUAAAAGUGCUUGAAGUCACCUGAGCUGAGCCGCUGACUUGCCACCAUGAGAAGCAGGAGCAACUCGGGCGUUAAACUUGACAACUAUGCCCGGAUGGUGCACCAAACUAUCCUGAGGCACCAAGAUCCAGUAACGGGUCUUCUGCCAGGCAGCACGGAUCAGCAGCACUCCUGGGUCAGAGACAACGUCUACAGCGUCCUGUCUGUGUGGGCCCUCAGUCUGGCCUACAGGAAGAACGCUGACAGGGAUGAAGACAAGGCCAAGGCCUACGAGCUGGAGCAGAGUGUGGUGAAGUUAAUGAGAGGGAUCCUCCAGUGCAUAAUGAGGCAGCUGGAUAAGGUGGAGAAGUUUAAAUACAGCAGAAGUACCUCAGACUCGCUCCAUGCCAAGUACAACACCAGGACCUGUGCUCCUGUUGUUGGAGACGACCAGUGGGGUCACCUGCAGGUCGACGCCACCUCACUCUUCCUGUUCUUCCUUGCUCAGAUGACUGCAUCUGGUCUCCAUAUCGUCUACACCCAAGAUGAAGUGGACGUCGUUCAGAAUCUCAUGUUCUACAUUGAGGCGGCUUACAAAGUGGCUGAUUAUGGGAUGUGGGAAAGAGGAGACAAAACCAACCAGGGCAUCACUGAGAUCAACGCCAGCUCUAUAGGCAUGGCCAAGGCAGCUCUGGAGGCUUUGGAUGACCUCAACCUGUUUGGGGCAAAAGGAGGACCUGGAUCUGUGGUCCACGCCUUGGCCGAUGACAUACAGCACUGCCAGUCCAUCCUGACGUCGAUGUUACCCAGUGCGUCCGUCUCUAAAGAGGUGGAUGCCGGAGUCCUGGCUAUCAUCUCGUACCCUGCCUUCGCUGUGGAGGACAUGAGCAUAGUCAACAUGACCAAGGAGGAGAUCAUCUCCAAACUGCAGGGUCGAUACGGCUGCUGCAGGUUUCUCAGAGAUGGACACAAAACGCCCAAAGAGGAUCCAAACCGUCUCUAUUAUGAGUCUGCAGAACUGAAACUCUUUGAAAACAUAGAGUGUGAGUGGCCGCUGUUCUGGACCUACCUCAUACUGGAUGGCAUUUUUAUCAACAGCCCCGAACAGGUGCAAGAAUACCAGGAGGCUCUGGAGGGGAUCCUGAUCAAACAGAAAGACGGGAUACGGCUGGUGCCAGAGCUCUACAGUGUCCCCCCAGAUAAGGUGGAGGAGGAGUACAUGAACCCUCACUCUGUGGAGAGGAUCCCUAUGGGUAAAUUACCUCUGACAUGGGGACAGUCUCUGUACAUCCUGGGAAACCUUUUGAAUGAGGGAUUCCUCGCUCCCGGAGAGAUCGACCCUCUUAACCGACGAUUCGCCACCAUCCCCAAGCCCGAUGUGGUCGUACAAGUGUCAAUUCUGGCAGAGACUAAGGAGAUUAAAGAGUUGCUGUGCAAGAACGGUAUAGAUGUGGAGACCAUUGCUGACAUCCAUCCCAUCCACGUGCAGCCGUCCAGUGUCCUCAGUCACAUCUACGCCAGACUUGGUCGUAACCCGAGGCUGGGUCUAACGGGGCGGCCCUACAGGAGAAUAGGAGUGCUGGGAACCUCCAAAUUCUACAUCAUCAGGAACACCAUGUUCACAUUCACACCUCAGUUCAUCGACCACCAGCAGUUCUACUUGGCGUUGGACAACAAAAUGAUCGUGGAGAUGUUGAGGACAGAAAUCGCCUACCUCUCAUCCAGGUGGAGGAUGACCGGACGCCCCACGGUCACUUUUCCCAUUUCACAGACUAUGUUGACUGAAGACCACAAAGACCUGGACCCUGCCGUCUUGGCUACACUGAAGAAGCUACAGGAUGGAUAUUACGGAGGAGCAAGGACCCAGACGGGGAAGCUGUCGGAGUUCUUGACCACUUCCUGUUUCGCUCACCUGAGCUUCCUGGACGGUAAGGGUUCUGGCAGCAUGAGCCGCCACGACGAAGCAUAUGAUGAUGAUUCGGGUGACAGCGAUGGAUACAUGCAUGAGUUGCAUUAUGAUGAUGAGGCCGAUGACCUUGCCCAGUACCUGGACCACCUGCUGGCUCACGCUACCCCCAAGAAGCCUAAACAGCAGGUCGGAGGUUUGGGGAGGUUCAAGGCCGUGGCCACCAAAACCAAGCAGAUGGUGUCUCUGAUGAACAAGGCUCAAGACCUCGACAUACACAAUGUCAACAUGUACCUGCCGAACAAGCUCUUCCGCUCUCCUCAGCCUUCGCUCAACCUGAACCUCCCAGAAGCCUCUCCACCUCAAGAAACUCAGCGCCCAGAGGUGUCGGUCACAACAGAGAGCGUUAUCCCACGAGAUGCCAGCGGAGCCAUCGACUACAACGCUUUAGCAGGGCUGCUAAAAGACACACAAAGUCUCCAGGACCAGGCUGACAUACUCUACAUCCUCUUCAAAGACAAGGGUAUGGACUGGGACACCAACCUGCACGGUAAAGGCUCCACGGUGAGAUCUCUGCUGAGUGACCUUUAUGAGAAGGCAGGUGAACUCAAAAGCUGGAGUCUCAUCAGGAUGAUCUCUGGCAUGCUGAGGAAGAAGGUGGAGGAGCUCGAUGCGGCCUGCACUGAUUUGCUGGCGCAUCAGAAGCACCUGACGGUGGGUCUGCCUCCUGAGCCGAGAGAGAAAACCAUCACUGCUCCCAUACCCCCAGACCAGCUGGCUGCCCUCAUCGACGAGGCCAGCGACAACAACAUCAGCGUGGCCAUACUCACUCAGGAGAUCAUGGUGUACCUGGCUAUGAGCAUCAGGACUCAGCCCAGCCUGUUCAGUGAGAUGUUCAGGCUCCGUAUUGGUCUCAUCAUCCAGGUCAUGGCCACCGAACUGGCCCAAUCACUCAACUGCUCAGGAGAGGAGGCUACAGAGAGUCUGAUGAGUCUCAGCCCAUCAGAACUGAAGAAUCUCCUCCACCACAUCCUCAGUGGGAAAGAGUUUGGGGUGCAGCGCAGCGUUAGAGAGAUGGAUGCCGGCGUCAGUCCUGCCAUCUCCAUCCAUCACCUGGGCAAUGUGGGCGCCACCAAGAGCGAACGGGCCGGCAUCAGCAAACUGAAGAGCGACAUGAAGAUGCUGGAACACAGGUUGUCUUUGACGGAUCCGAGCAAGGCAGAGCACAGGUUGUCCUUAACGGAUCCAUUUAAGCUCGACCAGUCACUGACGUCCUUUCACAAGGGCAUGCGAUCUCAGUCCAUGGACGUAGAAAACUUUGAAUCUGGGAAAUACCGGCUGCAGUCCAUGGAAUCUCUGGACAUUCCGGAGUGCAUUCCGGUUGCCAAAGAUACCAGACAUGGCCAAUGGCUGCGCAGGAGGCGUCUGGACGGGGCGCUGAACCGAGUCCCGGUCGGUUUCUACCAGAAAGUCUGGAAGAUCCUGCAGAAGUGCCAUGGUUUGUCCAUAGAUGGAUUUGUCCUUCCUUCUUCAACCACCAGAGAGAUGACACCGGGAGAGAUUAAAUUCUCCCUCCACGUGGAGACUGUUUUGAACCGCAUCCCUCAGCCUGAGUACCGACAGCUGCUGGUGGAGGCCAUCCUGGUGCUCACUAUGCUCGCGGACGUGGAGAUCCCGAGCAUCGGCUCAAUCAUCCACGUGGAGAAAAUCGUCCACGUUGCCAACGACAUGUUCUACAAGGAUCAGAGGGACCUGGGAGCAGAGGAGCACAUCCUGGAGAGAGACCCGUCCACCGGAGUGUGCCGGCUGCUGUACGACAGCGCCCCCAGUGGCCGCUUCGGGAGCAUGACCUACCUCACCAAGGCAGUGGCGGUGUACGUGCAGGACUUCCUGCCCAGUGGGGCCUGUGCGGUGCAGUGAGAGGACGCCCCAAGAAACCAGAGCAGGGGUGAAUCCACUCAGAUGAUGAAUAUGAAUAUGAAAAGAAGUUAAAGCUAAAGUUUGCAACAUUUUUUACAUAAAAAUUACAAUAAAUUAACAGCACAUGAAUAUGAGUUGUUGUAUGUUGUCACUGUGUGUGUUAGUGCAGAGUUUAACAGGAUCAGAAACGUGUAUUUAUGGGGCAUCAACACAAAGUCCUCAGUGUUUCGGUGACCCAGUCUUCAUGGCAACCUCUUCUUCACCUGUUCUUCCACUGUACUGUACUGCCAGAUAGUCCGACAACACUCAAAACUGUUGCAGCAGCUCUUGUGCCUCCACAUCAACUUGUCUUUGUGCGGCUAAACGGAAACAAAUCUGGCUGUAUUUUUCAUGAAAAGACCAAAAACCAAAGUUUCUCAAUAUUGUCUGACUUCUAUUCCCUCUCUAUUUGCCUGUUUGUGCCUAGUAAAGACGUACAUACAUAUACUUUAAUUUUUUAAGAAAACACUCUAAACUGCUCUAAAACUCUGUAGUUUUCAACACUUACUUAAACAGGAGUAAAAAGCAUAUUUGUGGGGGACAUUUGGUGGAUUUACUGCAGCAGGACAGUGACUCAAAAUAAACUACAGUGUCCAGGCUUUAAAUGGUUUUUGAAUAACAGUGCACACACAGGUAUAAGACAUCAGGCUUUGGAUACAAGACUUUGUUUUUGGUCUUUUUACAUGGUUUGUUGACGAUAAGAAAAAUAUAGAAAAAUCACCAGACUUGCAUAAAGUGACAAGGAUUAAUUUUCGAUCCUCUGCUCAUGCAGGUCUAAUGUAAGAACUAAGAGUUGAUUUUGAUCAAUGGAAAUGAACGUGAUUUGACCCUCAUAAAGCAUUUCAGUUUCUUCACAGCUAAGUAAACAUGAACUUUCAGCCAGAAUACACAGUUUAAAUACAAAUCUUAUCAUUCUGUGUUCAUCUAGAACUCCAGAGACUCUGUUGACUUUGCAGCUUUAACAUAAAGUUUUACAAAAUCUAAACUAAAUAAUUCUUCUAACUGGUACUAAUUUAUUACGACACAUAUGUUUUGCAUUGCAGCUCGCCUGCUAAAACUCAUGCUGUAUGAUGUUUAAACAAUGACAAACAUUAGAUAAUCUAUAACCUAUUUAUUUUAUUGCUCUUAAAUGAUAAUUUAAAGGAAGCUUCAACAGAUAUCAGAUGUGUCUGAAAGAGGACACGGGGCUGUUCUUGGAGAUUUCUUCAAUGCCUUAACAGCUGUUCUUUUAUUUAACUAUGCAAAAACAGAAGAUUGUGUCAUAAUUAAAACCGUUUUGUUCAUUUUUUAACACGUGAAGAACUGUUAUUGUGAUGAUUUGUUGAAAUAAAAGCUUUUUCUGCAUGCACUUGUUUUGAAUGCAGUGCUUUCUAAGUCAGCUUGAUCCGUGAAAUUCAGAUUUCUGUCCUCUUAAAAAGGGAAAUGCCUUAAUUUAAUGAACUAAACUGUCAUUUUGUUUUGAGUUCUUUUGGUGUAAUUGCAGUAAAACUUUCGACCGUUUACUCAAAUCUGUUAUUUUACAUUUGUAUGUACACAUUUAACUGUUUUAAGGAUUCAGUGUCUAGCACAUAGAAGAUGUUACAGAGAAUAAAUUGAAUGUAAUACAAUAAUGUUUAUGUUUUAACUUUUGCUAUUGGUGUGAAACGUGUGAUGCCUCUUGGUUAAUUGUACAAUAACCGACUGAUACUUGAGUUUAUUUUGUGAUAUUAGAAGAUGUGUGAGCGGCACACUCUGUGUGAACUCCAAAAUAACAUGGCAGAAUGGGAGUGAGUCACUUCUCCGCAUAAUACCGUCCGCUGAACAGCUAGUGGAUGUUUUUCUCGCUUGUGAAACUAAUUCUGUAAUAAAACUGAGAUGAAAUACGUUA